AUGCCUCCCAAGGCUGUCAAGGGCGAAUAUAUUGAAACCGACACGGGCAACAAGAUCUCGCGCCGCUCUCAAAUCCACGGAACACAGCACAUCAUUCUGGGCGGGAAAACAGUAAUCCAAGCGGAAGCCGUCAUCCGGGGUGACCUGUACCGUCUUCCGUCCUCUUCAUCUGGCGACCCAUCAACACCAACCCCAAGCUCCAACACCCCCUCCGUCGCAGUUACAGUCGGCCGAUACAGCUACAUCUCCAAGGGUGCCAUCCUCCGUCCGCCGAGCAGACUGCACCGCGGUGUGCACUCGUUCUACCCGCUCAAAAUAGGCGACCAUGUCUUUGUCGGCGAGCGCGCGGUUGUAGAAGCUGCUUCAUUGGGGAAUCAUGUGCAGAUUGGGGCGGGCGCUUCCGUGGGCAGUAUGGCCAUUAUCAAGGAUUUCGCGUGUGUGCUUGACGAUGCGGCGGUGCCGCCGGGGAUGGUUGUGCCUAGUUGGUGUGUUGUUGGCGGACGACCCGCUAGGAUUGUUGGGGAGGUGGGUGAGGGUUUUGGGGUUGAGGGUGCUGAGGGUGGGCUUGCGAGGGAGAGAUAUCGGGUGGUUGGGAGGUAA
Messenger RNA from Penicillium riverlandense, 600 nucleotides. RefSeq names its product dynactin subunit 5. The record is from RefSeq and is a predicted model, not a curated record. Lineage: Eukaryota; Fungi; Ascomycota; Eurotiomycetes; Eurotiales; Aspergillaceae. The transcript has 2 exons. Bases 1 to 600 code for a protein of 199 amino acids.